AUGUCCGCGAAGGUGCACAGCAAGAAAUGGAUCAGCGAAGAGACUUCGGAGGAGGAGGAAGCCUUCAGCCAUGGCAGGGAGAUGGAAGCGAUCUGUUAUGCUGUCACCAAAGUCAUUUUGGACUUGGAUAACAAAUGGAAAGGCUCCUUGAGGAAAAGCACCAGCCAUACCUUAUCCAAUCGUAGCUAUAUUAUGGAGUUAGUUAAUAUACAGGAUACAAGAUGUGUUUUGGAUAACUUUUCAAGUUUCAAAACCUUGAAAUUUCAGGUACUAGAUCAAAUAAUAGAAUAUCUAUCGAAGUUAGUGAAGUCAUUCUACAAAUUGAACCCGAAGUUGGCAAGGUUGAAACGAGACAAUGGCCUGGUGGAAAGUAAACACGAGCACGCGUUCGACCAGCUGUGCGGGUCCCGGUUCAUCAUGCUGCAAGCUGUGAGCGGGCUCAUCACGACGAUACUUAGCACGUGCCUGCAUAGGGAGGACUCUAGGAAAAUGAUUGAAUGCUGUUUGAGCUUAGUAUCAAUAUACAAUCACCUGAUUGGGCUAAGCUCGAAAAAGUUCGCAGCCAAAUUCAACGUGUGCAGCAAUACCUACCCAAGCACAAUCAGCGAAACUAAAAACAUCACUCUAACUAAAAUAGUUCAAAUUCUUGCCAAAAGUCGCGUAGAAAUCAACUGCCACCGACUUAUAAACUGCCUGGUAAAAGUGUAUAAGCCCGAAGAUAAUUCUGAUAAUGAAUCGAGCUCAAGCACUGCUGAAAGCUUGGAAAUCUACCACACCCUAACAAAACACAUCACCCCGCCAACCUCCACGAUAUCCCGGGAAAUGACAGUCGAGAAACGCCGGGAGGCCUUCAUAGAGAACAAGAAAGCGAAGAUGAAGCAAGCACAGAGCUUGAUUGAAGUUAAGAACAAACAGAACAAAAAGUUGAGCGAUAUACUAAACGCGCAGAAUUCCGAUUGUGAUAUCACGUACGCGUCUCUGCUGACCAACGAAUGUGUGUUGGAACACAUCUUUAGUAAUGAAGAAAAUGUAAAUGGCAUUCUGCAGAGCGAGGAAAUGUAUAUAGAAAUUCUACUGGACACAGUAGCUAAUAUGUCUGCACCAUUACUGGGUACUAAUGGAACUAGAAAAUUAAAGUCAGGUCGCAUUCAAGCCAGCAAAAAAGCUGCUCAUAAAGUAACAGAAUAUUACCAAAACAUACUGUGGGGAGACGUGGGCAGCUGCUUAGAACAUAUUCUUCUUUGGUGGUCGUCAUACCCUUUAGCAAUAAGAUCUCCAAACACCAGUCAAAAUCUACGUGAAUGGUUAUUUGGCACGUUCAACGUUCAUAAUACACCCGAAUUGAUUUUAUCUGCGUUGAGGAUACUGGCCGAUGCUUUAGGAUGCCACGUCACAACCACAUCUUGGGAUAAACAUUUCGGAGCCACAUUGACGACCAAUCUAACAGCAACUUCUCUCAAACUGCAUCCUGAAUUAUCACUGUAUGUUACUGAGAGUACGGUCUCGGGAUCAAACUUCGCGUUGAUGCUGCAUGAGCUGGUGACCCUCAACAACCAGUGCGAGGUCACGUGGGACUACAUACUCGGUGCGCCGAUUGAAGACCUGCCCAUUGUUGAGCAGAUACCCAUACUGCAUAGAUUGGACCACUCCAUCCACACCUACCGUCUAUGGUGCUUGGCAGAAACGCGGCGGCUGGCCGGGCUAUGGGCUGUAGACGACUUCUUCCGCGUGGCGCACAACGACAUGCGCGCCUGCAUGGAGCAGCUGCUCGGGCUGCGUUUCGCCGACCACGGCGCCGCCAUCGAGGCGGGUGAGUGGGACCGUGGCCCACGCCCCACAGACUUCUUCCGCGUGGCGCACAACGACAUGCGCGCCUGCAUGGAGCAGCUGCUCGGGCUGCGCUUCGCCGACCACGGCGCCGCCAUCGAGGCGGGUAAAAUUGGCGUUCAUGAAAACGUGUGCGCAAAAAUGAGGGAAAAAUUGGUUUCUGAAGUAAAAGUUAACAUACAGAAACUGAAGGAAGCGACAGAGGAGAUAGUAAUCGUGCUAUCAUCCGUAUGCGCGACUACAAGUCUAGCGCACCUCACGAUGAUCUUCCCGCGGCCGGCCGCCUGGCGCCGCGUCACGCACCCGCCGCGGCUGGAUCACUCCAUCUACGUGCACGAGUUCCUAAAGACAGUGUUCGUGCUAUCAUCGGUAUGCGCGACUACGAGUCUAGCGCACCUCACGAUGAUCUUCCCGCGGCCGGCCGCCUGGCGCCGCGUCACGCACCCGCCGCGGCUGGAUCACUCCAUCUACGUGCACGAGUUCCUAAAUAAAAUGCUACUGCCAGUUAUCAAAGCGACUGAUGAUAUAACGACUUUGAACAUGGUGCUAAGAAUAAUGUGUGAAUCCUGGCUGCAUCACAUAUACGUAGCCAAAGUUAGAUUUAGUAAAGAAGCAGCAGCGCAACUACUAGCAGAUUUCAACGAAGUGCGUAACUGGUUGAACGACUGCAACCCGCUGUCAAAUUUAGCCAAGAAACAAAUGCUACAAAACGAAGUCCUCAGGCGGUGCGAAGGUGUGGGACGGUUACUUUUACAUGCGCCUGGCGACCUCAUCUCCAUGCAAGACUCCACUAUGCAGGCCUCACAGCAUGUACGAAAAGACGACAAAGAAAACGACUCACCCGAGCAGCUAAUGCCGGCAGAGAUGUACGUUCCAAACCAGAAGCAAUGGCUGACGUUACGCGCCGGGCGCUUGAGCGGCCCGCUUGCACUCACUUGCUGCGUGGCUCUCAGUUGAUAAAUACACUAUUCUUAUACA
Messenger RNA from Ostrinia nubilalis (European corn borer), 2805 nucleotides. RefSeq lists its product as uncharacterized. The transcript is spliced from 20 exons. NCBI's taxonomy places the organism in Eukaryota, Metazoa, Arthropoda, Insecta, Lepidoptera, Crambidae. The record is from RefSeq and is a predicted model, not a curated record. The coding region runs from base 1 to 2784 and encodes 927 amino acids.